ACGUAUAGCGUAGUACGUAGCACAAAGAGGGUAGUCUUAUUUCUCGCUCCUGAGACGAGACUUUCUGGCCUGACCGCGUGGUGCCGUACUAAUAAUCCGAGGACCAAAGAUUGAGCUAUGGCCACUUAGUGCUAAUGCGUUACUGGAUUAGCGACCAUGACGUAUCAAUGGCAAAGCGAGUGGUAACAGCGUCGGAGUAUUUCAGCCUCGAGUAUUGAAUCUCUUGAAUAAGCUACCUUGCGUGUUACUUUGUUACAUUUGGUUGUCAUAAUGUCGAAGCGAGUCGUAGCAGUACCGCGGUACUCCAGCCUCGACUCGGGGGGGGACUUCCGCCGAACACGCUCCCAGGGGGCUCCGCCCGCAAUAGACUCGCGGAACUGUUCCGCGGACACGCGCACGUCGUCCGCCGAUAUGCGCAACUCCCCCGCGGAUAUGCGCGGGUCCCCCGCCUUUCCGAAAGCUCAUAGCGGAACCGGUCAGGGUCACCCCCGGGGGCAGAAUCAAGGCCAGGGCCAGGGACCAAUCAGAAUGAGCCGAUCGCGGAGCCACCAAUCAGCUUCCGACGACUGCCCGCAAUUCUCGGCUCAAGAACUGGCGGAAAUGGAGCACGAGAUCGCAAGAUCGACGACGAAAGUCGUCGCCUGGUUUCGCAGAUCGGAAUGCGACGGUGCUGACGUGUACUUCAUCCCUCCGCCUGGAGCAAUCCCAUUCGACAAUGUCGGUGGAUUGGACCCGUCACUAGUCAAGCCUGCCACGUCAGCAUUCCCAGGAUCCUGGGGCACAGGGAGCGGCGCGUCAGCCAAGGGAUUGCCGCCACGUUGGACGGAACAUGCGGCUGAGAAGAGCUCAGGAUAUGGGCGAAAUCCCAACUCCCACUCGCAGGAUUGGGGGGGUGGCAAGCCGCCCCCUCCUGUGGACUCCAAGAAAGGUACUCCCUGUAAGAAAGCGAAGGAGAAAGGCCGGGGAGAGGGCGGGCCUAGCGGGAAAGGUGGAAAGGCGGGGGGAGGCGGGCGAGGCGGGGAGGAGGCGACCCGCAAGGCGAAAGCGCUCCUAGAGACGUCUGUAGAAAGGAAAUUAGUACGGUCUAAGAGCGCUGUGGGUAAGCCCCAGCAGGCGGGGAGAGGAGGCGCGGGGGGAGGCGGGGUGGGGGGGCAGAGCCCCAGGGGGGGCGCAGCAGGGGGAGCAAUGGGGGAAGGCGGGGGAACGGGAGGGGGAGGGGGAGGCGGAGGCGGCGGGGGGAAGGGGAAGAGGCGCGGGGAGGAGGGUGAUGGGCUAGGAUUGCGGAGGUCCCACUCGGAGGAUCAGAAGGGGCUGCAUGUGGCGGAGGGGGUGUAUGCCAAGGCGAUGAAGCUGCUUCCCAAGGGGUUUAAAUUCGGGCGAGACAGCUCUGUGACUACCGCGAGCAGCGGGGAUGGUGCUAGAGGGGGGCAGGUGACGCCUAGGAAGAAGAAGCAGCAGCAGCCGCAGCAGCAGGCGCCCUUGUCGCCGCGGCAGCAGGCGCCAUUUUCGCCGCAGCAGCAGCAGAGGAAUGAGGGUUGGAGAAGAGGUAGCAGGGAUGAGGAGGAGGGGGGGGGGAGGGGAGGGGGGCGAGAGGAGGAGGAGAGGGGGAGGGGAAGAGACGAGGAGGAGAGUGAGGAUGGCGGAUGGCGGAAUGAAGAGAGAGAACGGGAGCAGGAGGAGGGGAGAGUGCAGGAGGAGGAGGAGGAGGAGGGAGGGGGGAAGGAAAACCGAGAGGUGUAUGGAGAGGAAGGGGAAGAGGGAGCAGAGGAGGAGGGAGUGGAGGAGGGAGAGGAGGAAGUGGGUUACCGGAGGAAGAACCAGGGGAAGGAGAGAAGGGAGGAAUAUGGGGAGGAGGAAGAGGAAGAGGGAGGGGAGGAGGAGAAGGAGGAGGAGGAGGAGGAGAGCGAUGGCGAGAGGGACAAUAGAGGGGAAGGGGCUUCAGCCUUCGGCAAGGGAAGCAGAGGAUUGGGCAGGGCCAGUCACGCGGCGACAGCUGGCAACGACGACCUGUACGGCGAAUUUGAUGACGAUGAUGAUGAUGAUGAGGGUGAGACGUCUCCUUUCAAAUCGCGUUAUAACGAGGAUUUUCUCAGCAGGAUGGCGGGACGAGAUGGGGAGUCUGCUGAGCGUGACUCGAGGUCGGAUGGGGGAUGGGAGGAGUAUGGGGAGGAGGAGGCGAGGGAGGGGAGGGAGGGGGGAGAGGGGGAGAGAGGGAAAGAUGAGAGGGAGGAGGAAGAGCAGGGGGGAGAAGAACAGGUGGAGGAGGAGGGGGAUGUUUUUCCUGUGGCCACGCCCCCUGCAAUUAAUUUGAGUCACGGAAAGCAAAGGCCGGACCAGCGAUUGCAGCAGCAGCAGCAGGUGGGGGAGGAGGAGGUGAGGGAGAGGGAGAGGGAUCUAUGGGAGGAAGAGGAGGACAAGAAGGAUGAGGAAAGGGAUGCGUGGCGGGAGGCUGCGUUUGAGGCGCCUCAGAUAGAAAGGGAUGUGUGGGGGGAAGACGCUCCUCAAGCGCCUUUAAAGGAGAGGGACGUUUGGGAGGAGCAGCAGGAGAAGGACGAGUGGGAGCGGCAGCAGGAGCAAGAGCAACAACAACAGCAAAGGCAGCAGCAACACGAGCAGCAGUGGCAGCGAAAGCAGCAGCAGCAGGCACAAGCGGAGAGAGAUGGCUUUUCCAGGAGGAAUGGGUUCAGGGAGAGAGGCUCUGGCGCUUAUAACGAGGACGACUGCUACGCUGCCGCUAAUGAUGAAGGUUAUAACGAGGACGACGUUUACAAUGACAACGAGACUUUUGGUAGGAACAGGGAUUACACUGUGACCAAGGGUUACAAUGAAGACGAGAUGUACAGUAACGAGGAUGUGGGAAGAGUGAGACGAGGAGAGGAGAGAAGAGGAGAAGGGGAGGGGGAAGAGGAGGAAGAGGAGGAGGAGGAUGAUGACGAUGAUGAUGAUGAUGAUGAUGAUGUUGCAAUUGCUGUUGCCACCGAUGCCAUUGCUGUUGAUGACAACGGGCACGUGCAGGGUGGGGGGAGGAGGGACCCUUACUCACAUGCCCGAGGUUUGGAGGAGCAAGGCGGAGAGGAGGAGGGGGAGAGGGGAUGGGAGGAGGAGGAAGCGGAGGAGAAAAGGCACUCUUGGCGGCAGCAGGCAGGGGGGCCGAGUGGAGUAUGCGGGGAUCAUGGUGCUGAAUUGAGUCCGGAAGGCAUUGGAGACGGAGCGAAAGGGAAGGUGAAGAAGGGGAGAGCGAAGGCUGAGAAGCCCAAGAAACCCAAGAAGCAAUCUAAGGAGGAGAAGGAGAAGAAUGUGAAAAAGGGGUUGAAGGGGGGGAAGGGGGAGAAAGGGGGGGAGAAGGUAACGAAGACAAAGAAGAAGCAGCAAGGGCAGCAGCCGCUGCAGCAGGAGCGGGGUGAAGGGGAGGUUUUUGACCGUCAGAUGGAGCAGUACAAGCGAUCGCAGUCGUUGGAUCACGGCACACAUGCCGCCCAGCUGGCAUCUGCUGGGGACCAUCCUCUGCCGCACAACCUCAGCUUCGUGUCCCCCCCACACCACCACCCCAAUCAUGUGUCGCCAUCCAAUCAUCCCUACCCGCCGCCCAACCAUGUCUCCCCACCGCAUCUUGCUCCCGUGCAACACCAUGCAUCGCUGCCUAAUCGCAUCUCGCCACCCCAGUACAUGUCCUCGGCCAAUCACACAUCUCCACCUCAUCAUGGCAUGGACCAUGGGUUAGGGCGUGGAAUGAUGGGGACCGAUGUCAGCCAUGGGUUGGGGCAAACGCACAGGCCAACGCAUGGGCCAAUGCACGGGCAAACGCACGGGCCAAGGCACGGGCAGCAUCAAGGGCACCACAUGCGGCAGAGCGUGGGUGAGGAGGAGGAGGAGGAGGAGCACGGUGGUGGUGAUAGAAGGGAGAAGGACAGGUGGCGCAACGUGAUUGGGCGGCCGUUGGAGCGGGUGGAGGAGAGAUACGAGAUGGUGGGCGAGGUGGUGGGGCGGGGGUACUUUGGGGACGUGGUGGCGUGUAGGGAGCGGCGCACGGGCGAGUACAUGGCGUGCAAAGUGAUCAAGAAAGACAACAUCAUGCGGCGCACGGGCGAGUACAUGGCGUGCAAAGUGAUCAAGAAAGACAACAUCAUGAGCGAGGACGAUGCGGAGGACAUCACGAAUGAGGUGGCGGCGCUGGAGACAGUGAGAGGGCAUCCGCACAUCGUGCAGCUUAUGGAGACCAUCGAGGACGAGGAGGCCAUCCAUCUCAUCCUGGAUCUCUGCGAGGGCGGCACACUUCAGCAAAUCGUGCGCAAGGAGGGGCCCUUGAGCGAGAGGCGCGCAGCAGCGGUGUGCAGAGGGGUGGCGCAGGCUUUGGAGUGGUGCCACGGGUGUGGGGUGAUGCACCGCGAUGUGAAGCCCGAUAACAUCCUGCUCGUGCGGAGGGAGGACGACACCUACGUUAAGCUCACGGACUUUGGAAUUGCGCUGUUCUUCGAGCCAGGCGUCUCCUGCACCGAAACAGUGGGGUCAGCAGCCUUCAUAGCGCCCGAGAUGCUGCAGCAGGCCUACGACCAGGCCGUGGACGCCUGGUCCCUGGGCUGCGUGCUCUUCUUCCUGCUCGCCGGGGUCGUCCCCUUCAGAGGCGCUACUAAGGAGGAGACGUUUGAGCGAAUCAUGGAGUGCCACGUGGACAGGGCGUUGCGGUUACCGCCCUGGCCGCGCAUCUCCCCUGGUGCCAAGGAUCUAGUGAGGCGGCUGCUGACAAAGGACCCCCGCGAGAGGAUCACCCUUCAGGAGGUUCUACGCCAUCCAUGGAUCACCGGCAACUGACCUCGCAUGCAACCUCGAGACGAACAGGCGGCGCAUGACAAAGAGCGGGUGUCAACAUAUUUAUAUAUUGUUAUAGGCUAGAUAGGUGCAUGCUUACAAAGAGUACAGCACCAUAGCACAAAACCUGCAUGUAUGCCUCAUUCUUGUUGUUGCGUUAUUCUGAGAUGGU
This is a messenger RNA of Closterium sp. NIES-67, 4978 nucleotides long. NCBI's taxonomy places the organism in Eukaryota, Viridiplantae, Streptophyta, Zygnematophyceae, Desmidiales, Closteriaceae. The record is from the annotation of a GenBank genome assembly.